AUGAGCGCCUCCGCGGUGCUCGGCGACGCCGCGCUCCUCGCGCGCGCGUCGCCGCUCUCCUCGCGCGCGGCUCGCGGCAAAAAAAUCAAGAUGCCGUCGCGGCAACGUCUCGCGGGACGAUCUCGAUCUCUCUCGCGCGCGCGCUCCGUCCUCCCUCGCGCGGCCGUCGCGAACAACGUCGUGCGCCUCACGUUCGAGCUCGAGGGCGGCAACCCCAACGCGCGCGUCGUCGGGCAGCACCCCGCGCUCGGCGCCUGGAACGUCGACGGCGGCGUCAAGCACGGCGACGUGAUCACCAUCGAGGCCGCCGCCGCGCGAAGCCUCGAGUACAAGUGGCACGACGGCACGCGAUGGGAGAACGGCGAGAACCGGAAGCUCGUGUUGCCGUCCACGGGCGACGCGUCGUCGCUCAUGGCGCUCGCGGUGAGGGACGCGGGGGUGUCGUUCGUGGAGCCGCCGACCGUCGUACGACCGCCCGCGCCUCAGCAGCAGCAGCAGCAGCAGCAGCGUCAACAACAUCAACAACACAAUCAACAGCGCCCGCAACACCACCAGUCGCAGCCGCAACAGCGGCAGCCGAGGAAGUGGGAGCCGUCGUCCGCGCGAGAGGCGCCGAGGCACCUCGCGAACACGAUGGACCGCUCGCACAGCAACGGCGACGGCCCGCCCGCGUGGUACUCCAACGCCGUCGUGUACGCGAUCCAGACGCUCGGGUUUUGCGACUGCGAGGGCCCGCCAUCGAACUUCGCGCCGGGCGAUCGCCUCGAGAGGCUCAUCGACGACGGGUGGCUCGAGCACGUCGCGAGGCUCGGGUGCACGGUGCUGUACCUCGGCCCGCUGAUGAAGACGUCGAACGAGCUCGGGCACGGGUACGACACCGCGGAUUACUUCGACGUGGACCCUAGGCUCGGGUCCGUCGCGACGCUGCGACGCGUCGUCGACGCCGCGCACUUUCUGGGCAUCCGCGUGAUCCUCGACGGCGUGUUCAACCACACCGGACGCGAUCACUUCGCGGCGCAGGAUGUCUAUCGCAACGGCCGCGCGUCGCAGUACUGGGACUGGUACUACGCGAGGGAGGGACCGAACGGGAUCGAGCUCGAGGGCUGGGAAGGGCACGCGGGGCUGCCGCGGUUGAAUCACUCCAACCCGGGAGUGCGAGAGCACCUGUUCGAAGCCGGGAAGUUCUGGCUGUCCGAGCGCGGCGUGAACAUCGACGGUUGGCGCCUGGACGUCGCGCACGAGGUGCCGCCGGAGUUCUGGAGAGACUUCGCGCGCGCGUGCCUCGGCGUGAAGCCCGAUUGCGUCCUCCUCGGAGAGCUCAUGCACGGAGACUACAACGCGCACGUCGCGCCCGGGGUGUUACACAGCGGCACCAACUACCAGCUCUCGAAGGCGCUGUGGUCCGCGCUGAACGACGCCAACUACUGGGAGCUCGCGCACUCGUACGAGCGCGACGCGUCGAUGUACGGGAACCUCACGCUGCUCAACUUUCUCGGGAACCACGACCAGGCGCGUUCUAUACACUGGUUCCCAUACGACCGCGUUGGCGUGAUGCGCAUCCACUCGCGGCUCGCCAACCCCGAGGCGCACUACUCCCUCGCGGCGGCGUCGCUCAUCCUAGGCCGCGGCGUCCCGUGCUUGUACUACGGCGACGAGGUCGGCGAGCGCGGUGCUCCCGGAGGACCGAACGGCGACCUCGCGAUGCGCAUGCCGAUCAACUUAUCCCGCGCGCUCGCGGACGGCGACGGGUUGGGCACGGCUAAGCAAACCGCCGAGCUCGUGCGUCUGCGUCGCUCGCACACCGCGCUGGCGGACGGCGCGGGGCAACAGAUCCCGCUCGCGCACACGAACACGACGAUGGCGUUCGCGCGCGUCUCCUCCGACGGCUCCGACGUCGCGGUCGUGUGCUUCAACUGCUCGGGCGUCCCGGAGAGGAUGACGCUGCCGAUCUCGCAAAAGGUGCAGUCGUGCGGGGACGGGUGCGGGUUCGUCGAGCCGCUGAACGGGGGGGCGGGGAUCGGCGUCGCCGGCGGGGAGCUUCACGUCGAGCUCGCGCCGAACAGCUUCCGCGUGUUCGUGCGCUCGUAGGGAGGGGUGGUUGGCGUAGAGAGGAGAAGACCGAUGAGGUCUGGCGACGCCGUCGCCGAACUUAAUUACAUUUUUUACCUGCAGCUUAAGGUUACUUGAGAAAUUCUCGUC
Molecule: messenger RNA, 2199 nt
Organism: Micromonas pusilla CCMP1545
Lineage: Eukaryota; Viridiplantae; Chlorophyta; Mamiellophyceae; Mamiellales; Mamiellaceae
Product: glycoside hydrolase family 13 protein
Exons: 2
Coding region: 1-2088 (695 amino acids)
Biological process (GO): carbohydrate metabolic process
Molecular function (GO): starch binding
Source: RefSeq, a predicted model, not a curated record